AUGGCACAGAACGGAGUCACCAAAACCGAAGCGCACGCCGACAAAGACGGCCACUUUCGACGAAAAGACAGCGCCUUCCGAGACUGGAUCUCCAAAGACCCAAAUAGCAAAUUCCCCGCCGAAAAAGGCCGCUAUGCGUUGUACAUGAACUACGGAUGUCCAUGGGCUCAUCGAGCGGUCAUUGUUCGCGCACUGAAAGGCCUUGAAGAUGUCAUACAGAUGAUACCGACGGACUUUGACCUGACCGCCAAUGGAUGGACGUUCACUGGCAAGAAUGGGUCCCAUGGCAAAGAUCCAUUGUAUGGAUUCAGCGGUCUGAAGGAGCUCUACAUGAUGGUUGAUCCAGAAUACACCGGACGAUACACUGUUCCGUGUCUCUUCGAUAAGAAGACUGAGACCAUUGUCAACAAUGAGUCCAGCGAGCUCAUUAGGAUGUUCUAUACUGAAUUCGAUGACUUGGUCGCCGGUGAGUUCAAGGAGGCAAACAAAGAGUACGGUGGCUUCUAUCCGGAGCAUUUGCGAAAGCAGAUCGACGAAAUGAAUGAGUGGGUCUACAACACGGUCAACAAUGUAGGAACAGGCAACAUUGCUCCUGAAUGCAAAGUUACUUACCAGAGUACCAGGGCGUCUACAAAUGCGGAUUCGCCAUGACACAAGAGGCGUACGACACAAACAUCUACCCUCUUUUCGAAUCUCUCGAUAGAUUGGAGAAGCAUCUGUCGGUGCCUGAACACCAGCCCUUCCUCUUCGGCAAGAAUAUCACAGAAGCUGGUGAGCGGAUUCGUGGGCUAUCAUGUGAGCUCUUGUAUUGACUCGAAUUAGACAUUAGACUCUACACGACCUUGAUCCGCUUCGACACGGCCUAUCACACCAUCUUCCAGACCAAUCUGAAGUCCAUCCGCCACGACUAUCCGAAUCUACACCUGUGGUUGCGAAGAUUAUAUUGGGACGACACCAAAUUGACGAGAGGGAUCUUCCGAGAGACCGUCAACUUUGACGCUUACCGAUAUGGCUACUCAAGAGCACGUGGUAAGAUGUUAAGGGGUAAGUCGAUUCACUAGUCACGCCUUGCCAAACGAGACUGCUAACUACGUGCUCUCUUGCGGUCCAGGCAGCUCGCAAGAUGAUAGAGAAAUCGUCAGGCCAAGAGGACCAGCUGUCGACAUUGAGCCAUUGAAGGAGAGCGAGAAGGUAAAGUAG
Molecule: messenger RNA, 1200 nt
Organism: Lecanosticta acicola
Lineage: Eukaryota; Fungi; Ascomycota; Dothideomycetes; Mycosphaerellales; Mycosphaerellaceae
Source: the annotation of a GenBank genome assembly